Molecule: messenger RNA, 2187 nt
Organism: Fusarium sp. VM40
Lineage: Eukaryota; Fungi; Ascomycota; Sordariomycetes; Hypocreales; Nectriaceae
Source: the annotation of a GenBank genome assembly
AUGAAGUUGCUUUCACUUCUCGUUGCUUCGGCAAAUGUCGUUCAAGCCGCUUUGAAGUGGCAAAAUGUCCGCCUAGGCGGUGGCGGUGGCUUUGUUGCCGGUAUUGAAUUCCACCCAACUGCCAAGGGCGUUGCAUACGCCCGAACCGAUAUUGGAGGGCUUUACCGCCUCAAUUCGGAUGACUCUUGGACACCAGUGACUGACAACACCGCCUCCGACUCAACAUGGAACCGCUGGGGCAUUGACGCAUUGGCUCUUGACCCUGCCAACCCUAACAAGGUUCUCACAGCUGUUGGCCUGGACCCUAACAAAGGUGCUAUCGGUAUCAGCAAUGAUAAAGGUGCUACCUGGAGUUUCACCGAACUCCCCUUCAAAGUAGGCGGUAACAUGCCCGGUAGAGGAAUGGGCGAGCGUCUCGCCGUUGACCCCAAGAACUCCAAUAUCAUCUACUUCGGAGCACGAAGCGGAAACGGCCUUUGGAAGAGCACUGAUGGCGGAAAGAGCUUUUCCAAGGUCACCUCUUUCACCAAUGUCGGCACUUUCAUCCCCGAUGCUAGCGACACCUCCGGAUACAACAAUGAUAUCCAGGGCCUAGCCUUUGUCACCUUUGAUUCUACUUCGUCACUUGUCAACGGCGCUACUUCAAGAAUAUUCGUUGGUGUCGCUGAUACCAAGACCGCUUCGGUCUACGUGUCAACUGAUGCCGGCAAGACUUGGAACCCUGUUGCUGAUCAGCCAAAGGACUACCUACCCCACAAGGCUCAGUUUUCAGCCAAAGAAAAGGCGCUGUACCUAUCUUACAGUAAUGGCUCUGGCCCGUACGAUGGCACCAAGGGUGCUGUCUACCGUUAUGAUGUUGCUAAAGGCACUUGGGCAAAUAUCACACCACCUGGAGAUAUCUACUUUGGUUUUGGCGGCUUGUCACUUGAUAAGCAGAAAUCUGGAACUCUGAUAGUCGCUUCUCUCAACUCUUGGUACCCCGAUGCACAGAUCUUCAGAUCUACAGACUCUGGCAAGACAUGGUCUACGCUGUGGAACUACAACGCGGCGGGUAACCUGGACUACCACUAUGGUAUCUCCACACCCAAAGCGCCCUGGAUCUACAAGAACUUCAUUUCUGUCGAUACCAAGCGUUUGGGUUGGAUGAUCGAAGCCCUUUCCAUCGACCCGCUGGACAGCAACCACUGGCUUUACGGUACAGGCCUGACCCUCUACGGAGGCCAUGACCUUACCAAGUGGGACAGCACCCACAACAUCACCAUCGAAUCGCUAGCCGACGGCAUUGAAGAGUUUGCAGUCCUCGAUCUUAAGUCCGCACCUGGAGGAAGCGAGCUCUUGGCCGGCGUCGCCGACGACAGUGGAUUCACGUUUGCUAGCAAGAACGAUCUCGGCAAGUCACCCCAGUCUGCGUGGGACAACCCCAUGUUCACGAGUUCAGUCAGCGUUGACUAUGCUGGUAACAAGGUCGGCAAUGUUGUUCGAGCGGGUAACUCUGAUACUCCAGCACAGCUUGCUCUGUCUACCGAUGGGGGUAAGUCAUGGAAACUCCAUGGUGCUGCCGAAGCUGGCCAGAAGGGUGGUUCCUUGGCAUACUCUGCUGAUGGAGAUGUUGUUCUCUGGUCAUCCGACAGCAAGGGUGUUUUGAGAUCGGCGAAGGAAGCGGCUUUUUCUACAGUGAAGGGUCUAUCUUCAGGUGCCGUGAUUGCUAGCGACAAGCGCGACAAUAACUACUUCUACGCUGCCUCUGGAUCAACAUUCUUCGUGUCCAACGACACAGCUUCCAGCUUUACCAAGGCCGGCUCUCUAGGUUCCGCCAGCAAGAUCCGCGACAUUGCAGCGCACCCAGCAAAAACCGGCGAAGUCUGGGCAUCCACCGACGUUGGAGUUUUCCGCAGCACCGAUUACGGCAGCACUUUCACCAAAGUCGGCAGCCUGACUACUGCUGAGCAAAUUGCUCUUGGUCGUGGCUCUGGAAGCAACUGGAACGUGUAUGCUUUUGGUGCAGGCUCUGCUGGACGCAAGCUGUACGGUAGCUCUGAUGUUGGCAAGACUUGGGUGGAUAUCCAGGGGUCGCAGGGAUUUAGUGCGAUUGACUCUUGCAAGUUGGCUGGUAGUGGCAAUGAAGCUGGGUUGGUCUAUGUUGGAACGAACGGUCGUGGUGUUUUCUGGGCACAGGGUUCUAUUUAG